This is a messenger RNA of Cylicocyclus nassatus, 4714 nucleotides long. Lineage: Eukaryota; Metazoa; Nematoda; Chromadorea; Rhabditida; Strongylidae. The record is from the annotation of a GenBank genome assembly.
AUGAGACAUCCUAUGCCCGAUUUGAGAGAGGAGGUAAAGAAUGAGUUUGCCAGGGCAAACGUCCCAAUAGAAAAAAUAUCACGUACUUACUUAAUCGUCAUUUUCUCAAUCGGUUUGCAUCAUUUGAUCGCGUUCUGCACUCAUCGUCCGUUCCUCUUUCUAGCUAGUUCAAGUAGCUCAUGCCAGCUCGCAAUGGCUGUACGAGUAGAUGUUGAUGACUUGAUUGUUCGAUUAUUGAAUGUUGGUGUUCCUGGCUGCGCACUAGUUAACAAUGUCAAAGAAGCAGAGCUAAUGGUCUUAUGUCAGUCAGCAAGGCAAAUGUUCUUAAAUCAAACAUCCAUGUUGGAAGUGCAGUCGCCUAUCAAAAUCUGCGGUGAUGUUCAUGGGCAAUACGCAGACGUUUUACGACUUUUCGAUAGGGGUGGAUUUCCGCCCAUGGUUAAUUAUCUGUUUCUUGGUGAUUAUGUAGACCGCGGCCAUCAGAAUCUUGAAUGCAUAUCUUUAUUUUUUUGCUAUAAGAUAAAAUACCCUGGAAAUUUCUUCAUUCUACGAGGAAACCAUGAAUGUGCUCCAAUAAAUCGAGUCUAUGGCUUCUUCGAAGAAUGCAACCGGCGGUAUAACAGCACAAGACUAUGGCUUGGCUUCCAAGAAGCAUUCGCGGCAAUGCCAUUUACAGGACUUGUAGCUGGUAAAAUUCUCUGCAUGCACGGAGGAUUGUCUCCAAAGCUUAAAUCGUUGGAUCAGCUGAGACAGAUAACACGGCCGAUUGAUCCGCCAAAUCCCUCACUACAUAUCGAUCUCUUGUGGAGCGAUCCAGACCACUAUGUGAAGGGAUGGCAAUCAAAUACUCGAGGCGUCUCUUAUGUUUUUGGAGCAGAUGUUGUGAAUGACACGCUUCCACUUUUGGACAUUGAUCUUAUAGCUAGAGCACACCAGGUAGUACAAGAUGGUUACGAGUUCUUCGCCAAUAAACGGCUGGUUACUAUAUUUUCGGCGCCACAUUACUGCGGGCAAUUUGACAAUGCAGCAGCAAUGAUGAAUGUUGAUGAAGGAUUAGUGUGCUCUUUUCAGAUAAUGCGUCCAACAAUCAAAGCCAAUAAAGUAGUGGCUAGAAGUAGGAUUCUUAAAAUUGAGAAAUGCUUUCCAAGCUUUAUACGUUGGAGAGAAGAAAUGGUACUUCGAAGAAAGCAGGCUCGUGGGCGCCCGCCCAAAAAUCAAUCAUCAGAAUCACCUCCACCAAGAAGGGCCAAGGCUAUCGCGAAUGCUCAUAUUGCUGCCCUUAUGAUGGAUAAUGAAGGUCCUAGCGCAAAGGUACCGAAACUGGAGAUGAAUGGAACGCCUAAAGAAGAGGAACCUUCUUCCGCGAAAGUCAAGGAUGAGCCGGGUGCAAGGACCUCUGCAGACAAUCCUGAUACUUGCGCGAUAUGCCUUGGACAGAGAGUCGAUCCUACCGAACUGGAAAACUGUAUUCACUCUUUCUGCUUCACCUGUACUUCGCAGUGGUUCAAAUAUUCGGAGAAGUGUCCACUAUGCAUGAAACCAACGAAGACUUUUUAUCACAAGCCGGCCAACUCGGACGAGAAAGAAGCGGUUUCGGUGAGCGAAUUGCAUACGGCUGCUGAAGCGGCUCGAUUGGCUGAGCGGGGACUAUCGCAGCCGCCAUUGGACGAGCACGAGUGUAUUCGAUUGAGGAUCCGUCGUUUACAGCGAAGGCUUUCUUUGCUUCAGGCUGAAAUGAGCAAGGACAAUCGAGAAGAACGUAAGAACGAAUUUCGCGCCGCUAACACCCGUUUAGUCAAUGAGAUCAGUCGCCUUGAAAUGCUGAGAAGGGAUGCUACAACGAGGGCUGACCUUGUUGGCAAUGUCGUCUUUCGCUCUUUAAUAUACAAGGAUAACCUUGAUUGGAGCUCUAUUGAUCGAAAUGCAAAUAGGGUUGCCUUCUCGCCAGCAGUAUUCAGAGAAAAUGUUAAUGAUUCGACGAACAGGCUACGUGCGUUCUUGGAUCGUGAACUUCCUAUUGUUUGGCGUAGUAGGAAACCACGAGAAUCCAGAGAUCAAUACUACAAUCAUCGCGAUGUUGUCAUUCAAGACAUUUUUUCGUGGUGCGGCCAAUAUCAAAUCAAUUCCCCACAUUUUUCGAGGAAUCUCCGCACGGCUGGCAUUUAUCCCGGAUAUUUACAACGAUUUCAAUCUGAACUCUUCGAAUUUGCUAGUAGCAUGUUAUCUGUGAGGGAUUUCGAUAGUACCAGCACGUAUAGCUCUGCUGAAGUUCGGCGUAUGCUUGAGAGAAGGAAUCGUCGAGAAGGAAAUGCUGACGAAAUUGUUACUGUCAGCGACAGCGAUGACACCGAUACGGCGGUAAUACCUUUGGAGAAUGUACGAAAUCAUCAAGGACGUCGAAGAAACAGGAGUGAUGAUGAUAUCGUUGUGCUUAGUGAUGAUAAUUUAUCUAGGAGUCCCGCUGGGGAAAGUAACUAUAUCAGGGAUGAUCCAACAUCUUCCAAUUCCGAGGCGUCCAAUUCUGGCGAUUUUUAUACUCGGCCAGCCUGUCGUCUACCGCGCUUCCGAAACUCAGCACAGAGACAUCCGCUUCGUGCAAUUGACGCUUUUGGAGUUUUGCGAGAAAUCUACGCAGGACUUCCAACGUCAUCGUCCCGUUUUCUGGACUCGUCAUCGUCGCGUUUCCUGGACGUGCAUGCAGAAAUGAUGGCUAAUGAUUUGCCAUACCUUUUCCCUCGCAUGAAUAUACAAGAGCGUCAGCAAACAAGAAGAUCUCGAUCGAGAAGUCCUAUAGGAGCAGUUGAUGACACGAUUAUCUUGUCCAGUGAAGACGAAGGUAACGAUGACGUACGUAGAAACCCAAGGCGUCGAACGAGGAACGCAACCGCUCAGCGAUCCAGAUGGGAAACGUCUUCCUCCUCCCAAGAUGCAGAUCUGGCUAAUGGAAUCAGUUGGUUGAAUCCCGCUGACUCGCACUCUUUCGUGCCUUCUUCUCACCAUUCGGGCUGCUCAACUGCUGUCACUGAAACUGCUCCCACAUAUUCAUCUGUUACGCCAGGCCAAAAUUCUCAAUAUCUCGCCAACUCUUUGCCAAAUUCUUCUACGCAAUCCCAGCCUUAUCCAUCUUCCAAUAGCUCUGUUUUCGAUUUGUAUGAUAGACAAUCAUCUUUGACACCUGGAUCUAGUCCUGGAGUGAUCAAAUAUGUAGCGUCUACUUCUACUGCACAACAGGAUAACAGCAAUAACACUGGAGCAGGAGCAUCUCAGGGUGACGAAGCAGCUAAAAAGCGACCGAAGUCGUUGUUCCAUCCUGAUCCUGGAAAGAUUUUCGUUCCUGAAGACGAAGUGAAGAUAAGCGACGAAAACAAAUUGUUGGCGAAGCUAGCACGUGAGCGACUGCUUCGCCGCAGUCAAGGGAGUAGUCAAGGUAGUAGUCAAAGCACUCGAUGUGGAUCUGAAUGUUCGAUGGAUACAUCGGCCAGGAAUGAGGUCAAUAAUAUCGAUGCAGCAUCAACAAAUUCGGCGCAGGCUCACUCUGUUGAGCAGUCAGGAGCGAAUACCCCUGCCGGAAAUGACGAUACACCGAUUGUGGAAGUGGUUGACGUUUCUUCUUCGCCAAUUCUCAUAGAGGAGAAUGUGCCGGAUGACGAAAGAAAAUCUAAAAAAAAAACAACAAGAAAGCACAAAACCAUGUCAUGGAAAUCGUUGUUCAAGAAGUUUCGGCGGAAGCUGAAGCGGGAAAAGAAUACGAAAAAGCGAAAAAGAGCAUACGAUUUUGUCAUGGAUAUGAAACAAAAACUGGAGAAGGAUUUGCCGAAAAACUACCGAGUUGAAGACAGGAACGAUGAUGACCGAGACGUCGGAGCACGAACCAAUUCGUUUAGCACGAAACGUCGAAAACCUGAUGAAGAUGCUUUUCGAAAACGGUCAUCUUCGGACUCAGCAGUUUUGGAAAGGGAAGAAGAUAAGUUUGAACGCUCAAAGCAGUCAGACUCCUCCGACGAAUCUUCAUCUCACCGACAUCGUAGAGAUGACAGUAGGGGAGAAAAUGAUAGGAUGUCAUCAUCAUCAGCAAGUGUCAAGUCCAGAAAACAUAGGAGCAGUAGCGAGCAUUUGUCAACAAAUCCUCUUAGUCCAUCCGCUUCAUCAUCGAGUCGCUCUAGAGCAUCCAGUUUUCCACACAAAAGCUCCAAGCAUUAGGAACAAGCUUUUAGAAAAUUUAAUCAAUACUGUUUCGUAAAUAGGUUUUUGAGAUUAGUUUUACUUACAAUAUUGAUUUUACAUACGGUUUCAUAUAGGCCUACCACUUCUACAGAAAAAUUUGAAGCUAUUUAUAUAUGUGUGAAUAAUUGAUGACCUUUUUAUUAGCUUGCUGUUCUGUAUACGCAUCUACGCAUCUUUUCCAUUGGGAGCAAGCAAGAUUAUGUUUAGAAUUCUAUAUUUGUCGCAUCUUUUAAGCUUUUCAUGCAAACGAUAUCAAGUUAGUAGGUAUCAGAAAACCAACCGGCCGCGUGCCAGCGGCAUUUUAGCGUCGUAUUGGAACCGAGUCUGCGGCACGACGCUGGAACGGCGCUGGCACAAGCAACUCUGAACGCAGCUUACGCAUUGUGGCUACUCGGAUUUCUUUUUUCUCUGUGGUCUCUUUUUGAUCACGAAUCUUUUAUGGCACCCGCCAUACUUGAUCCUCUUGAUCCGCCUAAUCCACUUGAUCCGC